CACCAAUAUCUUAGAAAUCCCCAAGCGGCGCGGCGAAUCGUUCGUUUGAAACGCAUUAUAAAUAUAUGACUAAGUUAACUCUCAUAAGCCUGAGGUAAAAUCUGCCGAACGGGUCGAGCUCGACGGGCCUGCGAAUAAAAAAUACUUUAAGCCGUCAACGUUAUAUAAUCUAAAUAUUAUAUAUCCUGUAAAUCGGCAAGCUGUGUGUAAUUUAGCUCUGAUAUUAGAUAGGUCAACGGCUGCUGUCUGGCUCUUUUGUAACGGUCGCUGUGUGUCAGUGUGUGUGUGAAUCACAGUUCACCUUAGUUGAACUUGUGUGAUCUAGUUCACGGUAGUGAGAGGCUGUCGGUCCGGUCCAGUGGCUGCAUGUGGGGAGGACGAACAGCUAUUCUUGAUCCUAAAAAAACCCGAAACUACCCUAAAAAGACGCGGUCGUCGUGUUACUGUGUAUAAAUUGGAACGUUGUGAUUGUUUGCUCGUCUGUGCGCGUGAAGCGGAUGGACGUAACGGUCGUUCGUGUUUUAAGUAUCCGCGCGACAGGAAUCCACCGUGAAGAAUGACAUCUCUCCACUACAACCUCAACUUGAAUUACAAAAACGGUCGUAACGGCGUACUCACCGGGUAGAAGUUUCUUUUCUUUGUUUGUUUGGUUCUCUUUGGCUUUUUCCGAACUAAGGAGCAUGAUAAAUCCAGUCAGAUGAAGCGGAGACGGAGCGGUGUUUAUUGUUUGGUUGAAAUGGUGAAAUUUCUCUCGGACUCAGCCCAGAGAUGGAAUGCACUUCCACCUUUUUAUCGGGUUUGAGGAGCGCGCAUAGAGACUUCGAAAUGCGCUGUGAGACUCAAGUUUUGCAGGACUAUGCAGGGCUGGUGAAGUGAGAAGAAAAGGCCUUCAGCACUUGCCUGGAAUGUUUCUAUGUACCGACGCCUGUUUAUAUAUAAGAUGGCAAAACCAGAGGGUGCCUACCUACUGUACCUUUUGAAGAAUUUUGAAGGAUCUCAGAAUGAAGCUGAAGCUAUCAGACAGAGACCGAUGAUUGAUUCAAAGCUUGCCGUGGUCCAGCGCCAUGGUAGAUAUGCCGAGUCUGUACAGUCCUUCAUCGCCACUGGGCGAUCCAAUGCUGGACAGCCCUUUAUGCGGAGAGCUCAUUGGUGACAUUCAGGAUCUAGAGGAGAUCUCUCAGUCUCUAAGUGAAGAUACACUCAGCAUGCUGGACUUCCAAAGCUCCGACACAGCUUUAGACAACUCCACCGGCUUAGAUGUCUUAACGCCAGCUUCCAGUCCAGCCUCAGUGAUCUCAACAAACCCUACCCAAGAUGAAAACUCUGGUUCUCUUACCCUCGAGUGUCGUGUCUGUGCCGACCGUGCCUCCGGGUUUCACUAUGGAGUGCAUGCCUGCGAAGGGUGCAAGGGGUUCUUCAGGAGAACCAUUCGUCUCAAACUGGAGUAUGACAAGUGUGCACGCAAGUGCAGGAUCCAGAAGAAGAACCGGAACAAGUGCCAAUAUUGCCGCUUUCACAAGUGCCUCGCGGUGGGCAUGUCCCACAAUGCCAUCCGUUUCGGGCGAAUGCCUAUGUCCGAGAAGCAGAGGCUGAGAGCCGAGCAGGUAAUCGACAGGAAGGAGGAAAACGAGACUAAGCAGCCAGACGCCAAGAGUCUUGUCAGGCUGAUUCAUGAAGCCUACCUCAAACACUUCCACAUGAACAAAGCCAAAGCCCGCAUCUUCCUCACAGGAAAGACAAGCACUCCGCCCUUUGUCAUCCAUGACCUAGACACCCUCCGGCAUGCCGAGCAGACUCUGGUCACCCAACUGCUUGGUAACAUGGCAGCCAGCGAUGCCUCCGACAUGCAGGAGAGAGAAGUCGAGGCUCGGCUCUUUCUCUUCUGUCAAUACGCCUCGGUAGAGACGGUGACAGAGCUGACGGAGUUUGCCAAGGCUGUGCCUGGCUUUGCCGCCCUGGACCUCAAUGACCAGGUCACCCUGCUGAAGUAUGGGGUGUACGAGGCACUUUUUGCUCUACUGGCAGCUUGCAUGAACAAGGAUGGGUUGCUGGUCGCUCGGGGCAGUGGCUUCAUCACUCGGGAGUUUCUGAAAAGCCUGCGCAGACCCUUUAGUGACAUGAUGGAGCCUAAAUUUCAGUUCGCAAUGAGGUUUAAUGCUCUGGAACUCAAUGACAGUGACCUGGCGCUGUUUGUGGCAGUCAUUAUAUGCUGUGGAGACCGUCCAGGGCUGAGCAGCGUAUCACAAAUCGAGAGCAUCCAAGAGAGCGUAAUUCACGCACUACAGCUCCACCUGCUGGCCAACCACCCUGACAACAAUUUACUCUUUCCCAAGCUGCUCCAGAAACUGGCCGACUUGCGUCAGCUUGUGACGGAGCAUGCGGAGCUGGUUCAGGAAAUCAAGAAGACAGAAGAUGCCUCGCUUCAUCCGCUCCUGCAGGAGAUCUACAGAGAUAUGUACUGAACUCAGAAUCUCUCUAUGCUGAUGAUGACUUCAGUUCUCAGGAAGUGCUAAUACUCGGAAAGAUCAUCAGGAGAUGAGAUAAAGGAAGUCUCGGAGUCGGUGGAUUACAGACCUGCUUUCAGAUGAUGAAGGUCUGAUGAGGAAGUCCUUGGGGUGCACAGCUGCUUUGCAUCAUGCACCGCAAUUACGGGGCGAACCUCAACGGGUUCCUGCUUAUUAAUAAUGCACUGACCUUUAUAAGGACACCGCCCACAAAAGUGCACUAGAGAUGGCGUCCAUCCAUAAUGCUCGGGCUGCCUCCCCUCAACAUGUAGUUAUGGAGAUUAACACUACAGUUUAAGUUCAUGCACAUCACUGCCUCUAUCUAAUAUAAUAAAUACCUACAGUCAGAGUUUAGGAGUAUAUACUGUAGCAGAUCUUAUAGCAGUGACUCUUUCCUGAAAACUGUGUGGGUAAUAUUUUAAUACCAGGUAUGUAAAGAGCCAUAAAAACCAUACUGCUUGUUACCUCAUUUUAAAUGCAUGUAUAUGAAGCAUCAUUUGUACAAAUAUUUUGUAUAAAACGCAUUGUUGUACAGUGUAUAGCACUCCAACUGUAAUAUUUUAGUACUGUACUUUUGGACUUUUUCUUAUGGAUUUUAAUAAUAUGUAUUUUUAGAAAUUAAGACUAAUAUUUGGGAUGUUUUGUGUUUUCCUACUGUAUAUUUUGAUCUUAAAGGGGCCAUUGCAUGAAAAUCUGACUUUUUCCAUGUUUAAGUGCUAUGAUUGGGUCCCCAGUUCUUCUAUCAUCCUAGAAAAUGUGAAAAAGAUCAACCCAGUAACUAAGUUUUGGUAAACCAUUCUCUACAAGCACAUGAAAAAAUAGGUCGUUGAAAUUUGGCUCUGCUUAUGAUGUCAUAAGGAGCUCUUAUUAUAAUACCACCCCUUAAUCUGCACUAUCCAACCACAGCACUGCCAUUUAGUGCAGAGAGAAAGAAAUAGAGAAAAAAUAAUUCACAGCACAAUUGAGUUUCAAUUUCAACAAACCACCAUCAUUGUGAUCAGUGUUUGCACUUCAUCCGCUCAUUUGCAUUUUAAAGGACACACCCAAAAUGGCAUUUUUGCACACACCUACAAAGUGGCAAUUUUAAAAAUGCUAUAAUAAAUUAUCUAUAAGAUAUUUUAAACUAAAACUUCACAUAUGUGCUCUGGGGACACCAAAGAUUUAUUCGACAUCUUAAAAUGUCUUGUGACAUGGCCCCUUUAAAGUACGCUUUCAGAUAUACAUGCUAAACAUCAGAUCCGUUAUAAAAACUGAUCUAGUACUUGACUGAUAAAUUAUUGUUUAUUAAAAUGUGGUAAUGUGAAAGAAAUAUAAAUUGCCUUAGUACUUGAGCACUUUUAAUCAUCAUCAAAGAAUUAUAUUGUGAUACUUUUUUUGCUUCAUUAUUUCAUCUUUAACUGUGGGAUUGUGUAGAGUAACUGUGUACUGCGAAAGACUGAAAAUUAAUUAUGUAGUUUUAAAUUAAAAACGUUCAAUAUAAA
Messenger RNA from Misgurnus anguillicaudatus (oriental weatherfish), 3985 nucleotides. It is a transcript of the gene pparaa, whose product is annotated as peroxisome proliferator-activated receptor alpha a. Gene Ontology annotation, molecular function: nuclear receptor activity; zinc ion binding; RNA polymerase II cis-regulatory region sequence-specific DNA binding. Lineage: Eukaryota; Metazoa; Chordata; Actinopteri; Cypriniformes; Cobitidae. The record is from RefSeq and is a predicted model, not a curated record. Gene Ontology annotation, cellular component: nucleus. Gene Ontology annotation, biological process: positive regulation of fatty acid metabolic process; negative regulation of cholesterol storage; hormone-mediated signaling pathway.